This is a messenger RNA of Hyposmocoma kahamanoa, 3693 nucleotides long. RefSeq names its product SLIT-ROBO Rho GTPase-activating protein 2-like. Gene Ontology annotation, biological process: negative regulation of cell migration. The record is from RefSeq and is a predicted model, not a curated record. The coding region runs from base 18 to 1994 and encodes 658 amino acids. Gene Ontology annotation, cellular component: cytoplasm. NCBI's taxonomy places the organism in Eukaryota, Metazoa, Arthropoda, Insecta, Lepidoptera, Cosmopterigidae. The transcript has 11 exons.
CUGCCCCCCGGCGCGCCAUGUUUCAUUGUAUCGUGCAGCCGCGCCACGAGUGGCCACCACCUGACAUCGACAAUGCAUUCCCCGAUAUCCGCGCGCAGCUGGCGGAGCAGUCGCGCGUGCUGGAGACGCGCGCCGAGGCGGCGGCGGGCGUGGCCGGCGAGCUGAGCGAGUACUGCCGGCGCCGCGCGGACCUCGAGCACGAGUACGCGAAGGCGCUCGACAAGCUGGCGCGCGCGGCCGCGCAGCGCCACAAGGACCAGCGCCACCGCCGCGAGCAUUGGCCGCUGGUGGGCGCCUUCGGCUGCUGGCAGGCCGCGCUGGACCACGCGCGGGCGCUGGCCCGGGACCACGCGGCGCUGGGCGACCUGUACGGCGGGCAGCUGGCCGCGCGGCUGCAGCGCGCCGCCGACGACGCGCUGCGCCUGCACCGCAAGUGCCGCGACGUGGUGGCCGAGCGGCACGAGGAGCUGGCCGCGGCGCUGGCCGAGGCGGGCGUCGCCGGGAAGGCGCACGCCGCCGCCGCCGCCGACUGGCGCGCCGCCGCCGCGAAGCUGCGCCACGCGCGCGACCAGCGCGACAGGCUGGCCGCCGCCGAGCCGCACAGGCUGAAGAAGCUCAAGGCGCUCGACAAGGAGCUCGACAAGCGGCGGGCGCGGAGACACCUACCCCUUUCCCACGGUACCAGAGUCAUUCCGUCGGGCCUUUUCCCAUCUGACCGACUGAGGGCUGGAGGUUCCAGCACGUAUCGAAUAUCUGCUGAACGAUAUGAUGCCGUGGAAAUUUCCCUGCGCAUCGACAGCCACUUAGGGCAUGAUGGCCGCUGGCCUCCACCGUGGCACCACAAAUGCACACAUCGCAGCCCAGGCGAAGAACGACCGCCACACGAACCGAGUCGCUGUCGAGCAGAGUUCCAGAUGCGUUACUGUUGCGGGCGAGCACAAGCCGCCCGUGAAUUGACCAAGAAUCGCGCCCUCCGCAGCCUGACGCAGCACAGCGAGCAGAACAUGAUGGACGCGUGGAACCUGGCGGUGUGCGUGGGCCCCACGCUGGUGGCGGCGCGCGGCGAGGGCGGCGCGCAGGUGGCGCAGCAGAACCUCGUCAACGACCUCCUCAAGCGCCUCAUCCUGCAGCACGAGGAGGUCUUCCCGCAGCACGUCGCGCCGCACACGCUCUACCGCCCGCCCAGCGAGUCGGAUGCGCUGGACCCGUCAGAGGCGACGGAAGCGGAAGAGGCGGCGGGCGCGGGGGAGGAGGAGGACGACGACGACGAGGAGGGCAGCGACGCGCGCUCUACGGGCGGGGACGAGGCCGCGGGAGGGGCGGGCGGCGCCAGAGACGAGCCCGACAUGCGCGACGACCUGUCGCUUUUCGCCGACGACGACGACGACGACGACGAGGAGUCCAGCUCGGAGGGCGAGGGCGAGACGGAGUGGCUUCCGCGCGACGAGGAGCACAGGGCCGACGGGCAGGAGGAGGCCGCAGCGACGCCGCACGCCCUGCCGUCGCCCGCCGCACCGCCGCCGCCGCCCUGCAGGCGACUGGUGGAGGCGACGCCCGACCUGGUGCUGGACUUGCCCUCGCGCGGCUCCGCUGCCGCGGCGGCGACGCCCGAGCCGCCCCCGCGCGACGCGUCGGCGCCGUCGCCCGUGCCGCCCGACCCCGCCGACGCCUUCGCGCACAACCGCGACACGCUGAAGAAGCGGCCCGCCGCGCACGGAUGCGCCGGCCGCGACGCGCCCCUGUCGCCCGCCUCGCCCGCGGCCGCCGAGGCCCCGCAGGCCCCGCAGGCCCCGCAGGCCCCGGAGGGCAGCCCCGUGCCGGCGCGCAACACGCAGCGCGUGGCGGCCAAGUUCGCGGAGCUGACGCUGACGGGCGGGUCGCUGAAGCCGGCGCUGGCCGCCAAGCCGCUGCUGCUGCGCCGGCCCACGCCGCACCCGCACGCGCCGCGCGCGCCCCCCGCCGCGCCCUCGCCCCCCUCCGGGCCCGCGCUGUAGCGGCGGCCGCCACACGCGGCGGGGGUGCGCCCGGUGAUAGAUAAUAAAUGAGAUCUCUGUCUUGAGGUCGUCUGAGUUCACUUGGCGUAUUUCAUUCAGCGCGGUCCGCGAUCUGCAACGGCCGCUUGGCGUGGGCGGAAAUAGACGGGGCUCGUCCACGAACAGCAUACAAUUCGUGUAGUCUGUUCGUAAGCCUAUCGCAUAGAUGACAAAUAUUUUGUCGCUGAUUUUCAUAUCAAAACGUCCUUGUUAUUAAUCGUAGACCUAAAAACGGAAGCAACCGGGAAAACCCUCCGUGUUAACCUUCCGUGGCUUCUCUAGUAGCCACAGAGAUUUCACAUACACACGUGAGUAGCGCAACAGCCGGUAAAGUUUGUUAUUGCGCGCGAGUUAGGUCUAUUUCCCUUAGCGUUAAGCGCCAGAUGUGACCGAUGGAUAUUACGUAAGAUAUAGGUAGACAUUUUAUUUAAAAACAACGAAAAUGUGGUUCUAGUUCCAAACUUUCCUUUGUAGUGUUUAUUGAUAUAGUCAUGUAUGAAAUUGUAUACUAUUCAUUUGUCAAUCAAGACAGGGAAUAUACAUGUACUAAACCUUUGGUGAACGCUGACAAGGCUCAAUAAAAGAUUCGGUAAAAGACGUCAAAUAUAUCAGUUCAAAUAACUAUUGAAAAGUUUAAUACAUGUGACGUCAAGGCGCACAUCGCGCACAAAUUCAAAUGUAAUGUACAGGGUGCCUAUGAAAUCGACGAAUAAUUCAUAACGUUUUUACCCAACACUACAUCAACAGUUUAAUCAUGCAAAAUUUUACGGAGUAGUUUUUUGCAUUUACUAUGCAUGAGAAAUUGCUAAGAAAGUUAGCGAUUUGGCUUGAUGACAUAGUGAGUGUAAGGACGCAGGUGUCUUGCGAACACUUUCAGGUCGGCUGGCUCCACGCCCGGACGCCGCCCGGCCACCGCUCGGCCACCGCCAGGCGUCGCUCGUCGCCGCCGACCAAUCAAAAUUAUUUGGAUUCUAAAUUGUCUCAUGUAAAAGUCUCUUUCCACGUGGAAGUUCAUUGUCUCGAUCACGUUCCUCACCUCACAUCUUUAUUUUAAUGUAAUAGAGUACUUUCAUUUAUUGCUACAAGAAACGCAUUUAAAUUCUUGUUUCAUGUCUUGAAAAUGUGUGCGACUUGAAGUGCCUUAUGGUUCCCGGACACGUUUAUCCUCUUAAGCUUGUCAAGUCGAGGCGUGAAUUUCAUAGGCAGGUUGUAUAACAUGAUAAUUAUAAAUUGUAUCGCUGCUUUGUAGAGUAACUACUACAAGAGAGCAAUCGUUUCAGUAAACAUAAUAAUGAUAAACCGCUUUCUGCCGACGAGUACAUGCACAAAUGCAUUUAUCUACAUAUCGUCCCGCGACAGCCAAGGGUAGGUCGUGCGGGGGCGGUUGGCGGUGGAGUGUUGUUUUAUACGAUUUGUCACGGUAAUCGAUAUUUAUAUUAUUAUGUAUAGGAAGUAUUAUUUUUGUACGCGGCGACUGCGCCGAAUGCGCGAGAAUCGAAUGUAUCGUCGCUUUUAAAUUAUUAGACGUAUAAGCUUACUGAAUGUGUAUUUUUUGACUAGGGUUUUUAGACCUUCGACUGUGCGCCGGCGGCAAAUGCCGGGGAGCGAUCUGUAAUCUAUGUACUCAAUAAAACAGUAUUAUCUCUUAUGACCGGCGUUU